AAGUUCAGUUUCCAAAUGCUCUGGCUUUUGAACUUUGGAAAACAUGGAAACCCAACUUCUGAUUUCUUCUUUCCUUGUUCUGGCUGUCUGUUUUGCAAGUUGGGGCGGUGUUGAAAGCCUGACAAAGAAUGAAGACUUGGUUAAUCUCAACAAACUAAAAUUGGAAUGGAAAGACACAGUGCCACCCAAUUGGAGAGCUUCAGAUCCGUGUGGGUCUCAUUGGGAUGGGGUUAACUGCACCUGGAACUCACAAGUGACCUCAUUGAAAUUAUCAACAAUGGGACUCAAGGGAAUUCUUCCAAGUGCAAUUGGUUCUCUUAGUGGACUUGAAACACUGGAUGUAUCAUACAAUAAGGACUUGACUGGAUCCAUUCCCAGCAGCUUGGGGAAUUUGAUCAAUCUGAAAAUCAUGUUGAUGAUUGGAUGCAGUUUCUCAGGACAAAUUCCAAAUGAGUUGGGGAAUUUGUUAAAUCUGAACUUUCUAGCCUUGAAUUCAAAUGGUUUUACUGGCGCUAUUCCUCCUGCCCUGGGUAAUUUAUCACAACUCCACUGGCUAGAUCUUGCUGAUAAUCAGCUCAGUGGCUCUCUUCCAGUCUCGAAUACAAAUGAGAAUGGACUAGACAAACUUCAUGAUGCAAGACACUUUCACUUAAACAGGAAUAAGCUAACAGGCACAAUUUCACCAAACCUUUUUCAUUCCACGAUGAAGCUAGUUCACCUACUGCUCGAUGGAAAUGCUUUCACGGGAGAAAUACCCUCUACUUUGGAACUGGUAGAAUCCUUGGAGGUGUUGAGGCUUGAUAGGAACUCUUUAAGCGGUUCAAUUCCUUCCAACAUCAGGAAUUUGAGAAAUGUUUCGGAACUGUAUCUAUCAAACAACAAAUUGAAUGGUGCUGUACCUGACUUAUCCACUUUGACCCGCCUUCACUACUUGGAUUUGAGCAACAAUUCGUUUGAUCCCUUGGAAAUUCCUCCAUGGUUGGCUUCUUUACAACAGUUAACAACAAUAGCAAUGGAAAAUUUAAGGUUCACAGGAGAGAUUUACCACAAGAUUCUUGAGCUGCCCCUUCUUGAGACUUUGAAUUUUCGUAAUAACACUUUGAAUGGGACAUUUAAAGUCACAAGCAAUGUUAGUCGGAGCCUGGUAUUGAUAGAUCUUGAGAACAACAAAAUCAUUGGAGCUCAACUUCAAAAAGCUAUCACCGUAAGUUGUAGGCUUGUAGGAAAUCCAGCUUGCAACCUUGAAUCAGCCCUCCUGUGGAACACUUCAGCAUGUGAACCUUAUUACAAAGGUCAUUCCUAUUCAACUCCUUUGACACAUUGCAGAGACAAAAUAUGCUCUGCAGAUUCCAAACCAAAUCCAAGGACCUGCCAAUGCCAGAUACCAUAUGAGGGUAAAUUGAAAUUCAGGGCUCCCUCAUUUUCAGAUCUGAACAAUGCAUCGAGAUUCAUGGAGUUAGAGACUACACUACAGACAAAGUUGGGUGCUGAUUCAGUCUUUGUUCGGUCUGCAAAUUUUGACGACCAGAACUAUUUAACCUCUGAAGUGCAGAUUUUUCCUGUUAAUAAAACUGGUUUUAGACGAUCAGAGAUUAUUGGGACAGGUUUCAUGAUGGGCAGCCAAAACUAUAAAGCCCCAAGUUCAUUUGGAACUACUUAUUUUAUAGGCGAUACAUAUUUCGUUGGUAAUUCAGUGCCAUCUAACAGCCUUAGCUCGACUACAAUAAUUGUUCUGUCGAUUACAGCAGCUGUGUUAAUUAUGAUGAUUGCUUGCAUGGGAUUUUAUGCCUUGGUGCAGAAAAGAAGGGCCGAUGGGGAAAUUAAACUGCACAAACCUUUUGCUGGCUGGGAAUCCAAAGAAGAACAAGGUACAAGUGUUCCAAACCUUAAAGGUGCGAGAAUGUUUUCUUAUAUGGAGCUAGAAAAAGCUACAAAUAGAUUUGCUCAGAUGAAUGAAAUUGGUUCGGGAGCAUAUGGCAAGGUUUACAAAGGAAUUCUGAGCGGAGGCGAAAUGGUGGCUAUAAAAAGGGCCAAUCAAGCAUCUCUGAAAGAUAGAAAACAAUUCAAGAACGAGAUAGAAUUGUUAUCGCGAGUGCAUCAUAGGAACAUUGUGGGAUUGCUUGGGUUUUGCUUUGACAAAGAGGAACAGAUGCUGGUGUAUGAAUAUAUAUCAAAUGGAACUCUCAGAGAAAGUAUCCAUGGACAAACUGGUAUUCGUCUGGAUUGGAGAAGAAGAAUUCUUAUAGCAUUGGGUGCCGCCAAGGGUUUAAACUAUCUCCACGAAUUUGCAAAUCCACCCAUAAUACAUAGAGAUGUCAAAUCUACCAAUAUAUUACUGGAUGAAAGGUUGGUUGCCAUGGUUGCGGACUUUGGUAUUUCUAGAGUUGUUUCAGACGGCGGUGUACGUGCUGGAGGUCAAAGCCAUGUAACAACUCAAGUAAAAGGAACAAUGGGCUACUUGGAUCCAGAGUACUACAUGACACUACAGCUUACAGAGAAGAGUGACAUCUAUAGUUUUGGUGUUGUAUUGCUGGAGCUUAUUACUGCACGACCCCCUAUUGAAAGGGGUAAAAAUUUGGUUCAAGAGGUCAAAACGGUCUUGGAAUUACAGGGAUUCAGAGGCUUUCGACAUGAAUUAAUGGAUCCAGUUUUAAAGCAGUCUAUGUACAUUACAGGCUUUGAAAAUCUUCUUAAUUUUGCCUUGUGUUGUGUAGAGGAACUGCCAGAAAAUCGACCCAGCAUGGAUAUAGUGGUGAAGGAACUAGAAUCCAUUGUAGAAAAUGAGAGGCUUCUUAAUUCGAUAUCAACCCGGAUUUGAGGAGCCAAGAGUGAUAUGGCAGUGGUGGAGUAGUAAAGUCCAAUGUGAUGUCUGUUUGGUCAGUAUAUUGUGAUGCUGAAUGCUGCAACUUCUUGCAAGUCGAUAAUAGAAGAGCCAACGAUCACGAAACAGAUCUUUGGUAUGGAGGAUGUGAGAAUAAAAAUUAUAAAUUUAAGGUGUGUUCAAAAUGAAAAUAAUUUAUUGUAUUAAUACAUUUUUAUGUCAUAUGUAUCCCCUGUUAGAAGCCAUACUUAACAGUAUUCAAGAUGA
This is a messenger RNA of Cryptomeria japonica (Japanese cedar), 3088 nucleotides long. RefSeq names its product leucine-rich repeat receptor protein kinase HPCA1. The record is from RefSeq and is a predicted model, not a curated record. Bases 44 to 2818 code for a protein of 924 amino acids. The transcript is spliced from 19 exons. Gene Ontology annotation, biological process: protein phosphorylation. Gene Ontology annotation, cellular component: membrane. NCBI's taxonomy places the organism in Eukaryota, Viridiplantae, Streptophyta, Pinopsida, Cupressales, Cupressaceae. Gene Ontology annotation, molecular function: ATP binding; protein binding; protein kinase activity.